AUGACCUCUUUGGGAGUGAAAGUUUUGUGUUGGCAGGUUGUGCUCCCAUCAGGGGAGGCAGUUGAAGAAAUACAGCCGCAGUUUGAUGAGAUUGAAAAGUGUGCUGGAAGGGGAAUGAUUAUUACAGGACUUGCUCCCCAUGGAUCUGGGUUUGACUUCUUUAGUCGCUUCUUCUGUCCUAAAUUGGGGCUCAAGGAGGUUAGCAAUCGGCGAACUCGUAGGUGGUUAAAUGAUCGUCUGUUGAUGGAACUUGUACCUCGUUUGAAUGCAGAAGAAAUUAGAGGCUUGUUUGCUCCACCUCCAUUUGGUGAUGAUGUGCCGUUGUCACCAUUUUGCAUGGCAAAUGUGGGGGAGUGGGACAAAUUUAGGAAUGUAGACAUGGAUAAAGAGGUUACCAUGAUUAAAGCCCUUGAAGGGUCUUCAUCAAAGAGGAAAAAUCCUGUGGAUGCUGAUAAAGUGGCUGUAUUGACUGCUUGGCAUAGAGUGGGUUGUAGAACAAGGGAAGCAUUUCGCCGUAGCUUUCUCCCAGAACUGAUUAAUGGAUAUGAGGAAUGCAUACGGGCUUUUGUUGAGGAGAGUGGAGAUGGAGAUGUUCUUGUGCUACAGGUUCAAGAUCCUUUUCAUAGGUUGUUGCUGCACGGGGUUUGUGAGUUCUACAACUUGGUCUCGGUAACAGUCAGUCAAUCGAAGGGCACAAAAUCCUUGAAGAUGACAAGGAUAAGGAAGAAGAAAUCGGGUUCGGUUGAGCUUCCAAACAUCACCCUUUGCCAUUUCCUUAAGAUGACGAAGGAAGGGAUCUGGUAG
Ilex paraguariensis (yerba mate) is the source of this 804-nucleotide messenger RNA. The record is from the annotation of a GenBank genome assembly. NCBI's taxonomy places the organism in Eukaryota, Viridiplantae, Streptophyta, Magnoliopsida, Aquifoliales, Aquifoliaceae.